ACAGUGCUAUUAUUGCUCGAGCAGCUUCCUGUUCAGCGAACACUCACACUUCCUCCACUACAGCAACACUUUGCUUGACUACUGUGACGCUCUCUCAGACAGAUUGUAGGCUAUAUGUUCAUACAAACCCUGCCACUGAAGAUAGUAUGUUUGGUGUCUGAGACAGUGAAGGGGCCAGAAUGCAGAGCAUCAAGUGUGUGGUGGUAGGAGACGGUGCAGUGGGGAAGACCUGCCUCCUCAUCUCCUACACCACCAACGCCUUCCCCAAGGAGUACAUCCCCACUGUGUUUGACAACUACAGCGCCCAGGUGACUGUGGACAGCAGGACUAUUAGCCUCAACCUGUGGGACACAGCAGGCCAGGAGGAGUACGACCGCCUGCGCACCCUCUCCUACCCUCAGACCAACGUGUUUGUCAUCUGCUUCUCCAUUGCCAGCCCUCCCUCCUUUGAGAACAUCAAGCACAAGUGGCACCCAGAGGUCACCCACCACUGUCCCAAUACGCCCAUUCUGCUGGUGGGCACCAAGAAGGACCUGCGUAAUGACCCGGAGGUGUUGAAGAAGCUAAAGGAUCAGAACCAGAUGACCAUCACCCAACAGCAGGGCACCGCCCUGGCCAGGCAGAUCCAAGCCAUCAAGUACCUCGAAUGCUCUGCCCUCAACCAAGAUGGAAUCAAAGAAGUGUUCGCUGAGGGUGUGCGAGCCUUUCUCAACCCACAACCUGUCGCCACCAAGAAACCAUGUGUGCUAUUAUAAAGGCAGUAUGAAACCCUGUGUGCUAUUAUGAAGGCAGUAGGAAACCCUGUGUGCUAAUUGUAAAGGCAGUAGGAAACCCUGCGUGCUAUUGUAAAGGCAGUAGGAAACCCUGUGUGCUAUUGUAAAGGCAGUAGGAAACCCUGUGUGCUAAUUGAAAAGGCAGUAGGAAACCCUGUGUGCUAUUGUAAAGGCAGUAGGAAACCCUGUGUGCUAUUAUAAAGGCAGUAGAAACUCUGUGUGCUAUUGUAAAGGCAGUAGGAAACCCUGUGUGUGUCACGUUCGUCGUAAUAAUGGUUGGACCAAGCUGCAGCGCGAUAUGGUUUCCACAUAAUUUAUUAAAGUGAAAAACCUAGAACAAAACAAAUAAAGACAUAAACAACAAAACGUGACCAACGAGAUGCUACGUGCAUUAAGUCAAAACACAGAAACAUAAACAAUAUCCCAUAACCCACAGGUGGAAAAAUGCCACUUAAGUAUGAUCCCCAAUUAGAGACAACGAUUACCAGCUGCCUCUAAUUGGGAAUCAUAUACAAACACCAACAUAGAAAAUUAAACCUAGAACCCCACAUAUCAAUAAUAAACUAGACUAAAACCCCUAGUCAUGCCCUGACCUACUCUACCAUAGAAAAUGCAGGCUUUGUAUGCUAUAAAGACAGUGUGCUAUUAUUAAGGCAGUAUGAAACCCUGUGUGUAAAGGCAGUAGAGAUACUAUCACAGAUGCAUAUCCAAUAGAACAAUAUUAAUUAAUUUAAUGUGUGUAAACCAUUGGAGUUGAUUUUAUUGUGAAAUAUGUUUUUGUUGUACUGCCAUUAACAAACACUGUGAUAUCAAGACUUCAUUAAGAAAAAAGGGGAUCUUUGAGGCAUUGGCUCAAGAUGCAUGCUUCAAAACUGACCCAGUGUUAGGUCGGCGAGAAGGGCCUUGCUUUGUCUGUCCGAAUCCUUGCUUUUGUAUAUCCAUGAUUUUGCCCUCUUCCUUUAAAGCAAUUGACAAACAAAGCCUGAGACUUGAUGGGAGAUACAUUCUCUCAUGUAUCUGUGUUUGAAUAACUGUCAAAUUUGGACAUGUAUGGCCUUUACAAAAAUAAUUAAAUAAUGCAUGUGUAAAAAGAUAAUAUCAGGAAUUGAAUUUACUGAAUUUACUGCAGUGGGCGAAAACAGGAUCACACAAUUUCUUAGUAGUCUUAAACAAAUCUACUUUGAAACAAAAGUAUAGACCUACGGGCUUAAAAAAAUAAGACGCCUGUACCAUGUCCGAUAUAGAGUUGAAAUGUAUUCAAUUUUGAGUUUGCAUCCUAUUUUAAACGUUAUAUACAUCACAGAAGACUGAAAUAUAACAAAACCGUUUGACAUACUGUAGAAACAUUUUCAGCUGCUUUUUUAAAAUAAUGGCAACUUAAAUAAAAAAAGAAUGUUUAUUAAUUAUGAAAAUUAUUAAUAUCAUUCCACCCAUGAAGCCACUAUGUCAUUUGACUGCAGGAAAGGGCUACAUACCAAUUCUCCCAUUAUAUCUGUUUUACAAUGUACUGUAUAGUGGGUUUAAAACAUUCUUUUUUUAAAUCUAACAUAGAAGAAGGUUUUUCUACACCAUCAGUUGUUUUGUGUGCUGUGUGUGACUAUCAAGCCACCAAGUUAGUGCUCGUCUACUCUGUCUGAUUGUGUUGAAUACUGGACACAAAGAGGAAAUGCAGAGAGGUCUUUGAUAAGAAAUGCAUAGGCUGAUUUUCCUAUUGCGGUCAUUAGUCAGUGUGUGUUUGAGAGAGAGAGAGAGAGAGAGAGAGAGAGAGAGAGAGAGAGAGAGAGAGAGAGAGAGAGAGAGAGCAAAAAAGGGAACCUGGUUGUAACUUCCCUCUGAAAGUCCAUAGCUUGCCGUCUAUUUUGUUAUUUUGGGGUUCUGGUUGUUUUAAGGUUGUGUAACUAUGUUGAGAAGGCCUGGCCAUGACCCCACUCUCCGAGGGUUUCUCAGGGAGAGUUCGGAUAUGCAAAAAACACAUUUCCAAUUCACACAUGCUUAUUAAUACAUACUCGUACAUGUGUGGAAUAGGACAAAUAUAAGCACCCACCAAAUGAUUAUUAUUACAUCUACUGUUAUAAAUGAGAUAUGGAAAUUGUGUACAAACUGUAGUGUAGAUUAAUGUGACAUAUCUUUAUUCUUAUCAUAAGCAACAUCAAAUAAAUGUGUCUCAAAUUGA
Oncorhynchus keta (chum salmon) is the source of this 2946-nucleotide messenger RNA. RefSeq names its product rho-related GTP-binding protein RhoG-like. The transcript is spliced from 2 exons. The record is from RefSeq and is a predicted model, not a curated record. Gene Ontology annotation, biological process: small GTPase-mediated signal transduction; establishment or maintenance of cell polarity; regulation of actin cytoskeleton organization. Gene Ontology annotation, molecular function: GTPase activity; protein kinase binding; GTP binding. Gene Ontology annotation, cellular component: cytoplasmic vesicle; cell cortex; cell projection. Lineage: Eukaryota; Metazoa; Chordata; Actinopteri; Salmoniformes; Salmonidae. The coding region runs from base 180 to 755 and encodes 191 amino acids.